Molecule: messenger RNA, 1679 nt
Organism: Trichoplusia ni (cabbage looper)
Lineage: Eukaryota; Metazoa; Arthropoda; Insecta; Lepidoptera; Noctuidae
Exons: 5
Coding region: 426-1616 (396 amino acids)
Biological process (GO): detection of chemical stimulus involved in sensory perception of smell; sensory perception of smell
Cellular component (GO): plasma membrane
Molecular function (GO): odorant binding; olfactory receptor activity
Source: RefSeq, a predicted model, not a curated record
ACUCCCUAAAGGCAGGGAAGAUUAAUUGUGAAAUAGCUAGGUCAACUUAAUAUAGAAAUCAUCAUGAUUUGUAUCGUAGGACCCCAGCGUAUCCCAAGGGUGCCGUAAGGGACAACUAAUGGAUGCGUGCCAGAGUAAUGGACUUAGAAAACAAUAUAGCGACAAGAACACUGUCUGUACUAUGAUUAUAGUUCUUUGUAUUUACUUUAGCAGAGUAAUGUUCCGAAUCGUACCUACAGUAUUUGUAUUAUUUGCAUGUAUGUAUAGGUAUAGGUAUAAGUAAGUUGGAAAAUAUCAAUUUAUCCAUUGAGUGUUUUACUAUUAUCCAAUUUUAUUACAACACUUUAGUCGACGGUAGUACUUUCGUAUUAUCAUAUUUCACAGUUCUCUAUUCAGUGUUCGACGCAAUAGAAGUUUCUUCGAAAAUGAAAAUAAUUUCUGAGGCAACCAUCAAAGACUAUUCAAAAACUGUGGGAGUCAGGAAUAAAAUCGACAAAACCAUGACACUGCCCCUUUUUAUCCAAGCAAUUCUCGGGCACAACAUCUUAGAUCCCACUUGGGCUUGGCGACGCAGAAUCUCACAUCACAUAUUUGUAGUAUUCUUACUCGCUUACGUUUUACUCGGCACCAGAGAUUAUUUAAAAGAUGCAACCGAUGUACCAGAAAUAGGAGAAGCAUACUACACGAUACUAAUAACAUCACUAUUCCCGAUGAAAUACUUGCUUUUCGUGAACAGUAGAGGAACGUUUCGACAUCUCUAUUUAAUGGCCAAGACUUCGCUAUUCGAAAUAGUAGAAAUGGAAUCUACUGCGAAGUCAGUCGAGUUGUUGAGAAAAUUGAAGCUGUUUACGAGAUUUCUGCUGGUGAUAGUCUUGUUUCCCGUGAUAAUGUAUUUAAGCGCCGCGAUGUGGUUUUAUGUUCAUGGUGAAAGGGUCACACUGUCAAGGACGACUUCUAUUUUAAUGCCCCUGACUUCCCCAUACCACGAACUUGGUCUGACGCUGCACACGAUGUUCUUUUUUUACAUGUCAUUCACUUUCUUGGUAAUAGACAUGUGGCUAGUUAUUCUCAUGUUUUUCUUUUGCGUGGCUUGCGACAGUUUGGCGACGUUUUUGUAUGUGGAGCCGAAAGAGUCGACCGAAAGUGAUACGGAAUACGCCACACGUCUUAACGACAGUCUUAGGUUGUUUUAUGGUCGUCACAACGUAUUGAUGGAGUAUCUGAAUAUUCUAAGCGAUAUGUACAAAUGGCCAACUGUAGUUCCUUUGAUAAGUGUAUUGCUUGCAUCUGGACUAAUAUUGUUUCUUAUGAGUGAGCAAGUUGAAUGGACAUUCUUGUCCCAUUUAGUGCCAACAUUCAUGGAAAUAUUUGCUUACAAUUGGUUUGGUGAACAAAUUAAAGCAAAGGGAACCUUGCUUAACAUGGCGUUACUAGACUUUGAUUGGCCAAACAUGCACCUAAAAGACAAGAAGAACUACCAUAUUAUCAUCACUUAUAUGGUAAAGGACUUCAGUAUUCAAACGGCCGUAGGAAACGAUCUGUCACUUUGCACAAUGACUGCGGUUCUCAAAGCGAGUUAUCAAGCCUUCGCACUACUCAAGUCAAUGGAAGAGUAGCUUUCUAUCUCUAUUUGUAUUUAAUGGCACACUCACUUAAAUUCCACAAUCUCAAAUGUACUA